UGGCAGAAUCAGGAAAUACAGUGCUGCUAUAUAAGCUAACUCUCAACAGAAUCUCCAAACAUUGUGGCCGCACCUGUAGUGUGAGAACAGGAGAAUCACAUUGAUUGCUGAAUCCACUGACACAAGAGAAGGAACAAAAAGUGUUGUGGAACAAUGAAAGCUUGUCAGUGCAUCCUGCUACUCUUUAGCUGCCUGUUCCUCGAUACUCUAGCUUUGGAGUGUGAAGGGAUUCCUGGCAACCUGAAGCAGAUUGAUGCUGGGAUAGGGGUAGUGGGUGGGGUGAACAAUGACAAUGAAGUGUUCCUGUUGCUGGGGAAUGGUUUUACAAGGAUAAAUGUAACAAUGAAGCACUUUACGGUUGGACCUGCUGGAGAACUUGCAGUGAAUUUAUCAAACAGCGUCUUUAAGUUUCAGAGUGGCAAAUUCAGCUCGAUUCCAGUCACUUUUAAACAGGUGGAUGCUGGAGGUGACCAGAUUAUUGUAGGUGUUACUCCGCUAGAUGACGUCUUCUGCUUAAAUAAGGAUGCUAACAACAUCGGGCCAUCCAGCAAUUUCCCUUGGGUACAACUUGCAGGAAAGCUGAAGUACUACAGCUGUGGCCCAUACAGCUGUUGGGGAGUGAACUCUGCAGGGAAUAUCCUCAUCAGAAGGUUUGUAACUGGUACUAACUGUGGAGGGGCGAGUUUCUUUGAUGUAAUUUCUGGAAGUAUGUCCAUGGUUGAAGUGGCAACUGAUGGCAGCGUCUAUGCUGUUGACACUCAGGGGUCUUUACUGCAGAGAACUGGUGUCUCUUCAUCGAAUCCCAUUGGCACAGGUUGGUUAGGUUUUCUUGUGUGUCCCAACGGCCACAAGCAUGUGACUUUUGAUCUGGGAAGGCUGUAUGUCAUCUGUAGUGAUGGAUCCAUCAAGAGAUGCAUUUAAAUGUCCAACAGAGGAGCUCAACUAUCAUUAACAGAAAAUUGAAAAUGAAACUUGUUUUUCCUGUCUUUCCUUUGUUACAUUUAUUUGUUGUCGAUCAAAUAAAGCGUUUUGAUUUAUGCUUUAUUAUUUUUAAAGUGUCAAUGAAGAAUUGUUACAUAAUCAAUUUCUUUAUAAUCAAUAAUUACUGGAACUCAUUCACAUGUUUAAAUAAAUUCACAUUUGGGGAAAAUG
This is a messenger RNA of Ctenopharyngodon idella (grass carp), 1152 nucleotides long. Its product is annotated as fish-egg lectin-like. Bases 154 to 921 code for a protein of 255 amino acids. The record is from RefSeq and is a predicted model, not a curated record. The transcript is spliced from 6 exons. Lineage: Eukaryota; Metazoa; Chordata; Actinopteri; Cypriniformes; Xenocyprididae.